Messenger RNA from Venustampulla echinocandica, 1272 nucleotides. RefSeq names its product CBD9-like protein. The transcript has 4 exons. The record is from RefSeq and is a predicted model, not a curated record. NCBI's taxonomy places the organism in Eukaryota, Fungi, Ascomycota, Leotiomycetes, Helotiales, Pleuroascaceae. The coding region runs from base 1 to 1272 and encodes 423 amino acids.
AUGGUCCGUUUAGUUAAUUCAGUGCUGGUCGCUGCAGCAGCGCUAUUCUCCUCUACAACCACCGCGGCGGCGGCAUCUCCUUCGGCGGCCUUUGUCGCCGACGACCUCAGUAUUGCGUUUGCCCUCAAUAUACCUCAGGAUGACAAGAGCAAUGAGCUAUAUUUCAGCAUCUCCGGGCCGAGGAGCUGCUCAUGGCUUGCGGUUGGAAUGGGGAAUGGCAAGAUGGACGACUCCUUGAUAUUUAUGGUGUACUCGGAUUCAAGCGGGAAGAACGUAACCCUGAGUCCGCGACUUACGUCCGGCCAUGUUGAGCCCAGCCUUACAAAACUGGUCAACAUUACGCUACUCGCGGGAUCCGGCAUCGUAAACAACACGGUCACCGUGAACGCAAAGUGCUCGAACUGCCGAUCAUGGAAUGGAGGAAUAAUUGACCCGAAGAAUAAUGCUGCAAAGUUCAUAUGGGCGAACGGUCCUUCGGGCGACUUGAAGUCGAAUUCUCUGACUGCAAACACAAGGCGUCAUGCCUCCUACGGUACUUUCAGGAUGGACCUCACUAAGGCAGUUGGCCCUGCUGGUACGCCCCCGCCUGCGACAAAUAGCUCAAAGGAAUCUAAACAACUCUCCGAGAAGGUUGAUCAUCAUUUUGCCUCCCCUAUCCAUGCAUGCAUCAUGAUAUUAUCAUUUCUUGGUCUAAUGCCGAUGGGAGUGCUGGUCUUACGAAUCUUGAAAAGCCCCAAAUGGCACGGGGUAAACCAAGCUAUAUCGUUGGUUGUAGCAUUGACCGGAGUGUCGUUGGGCUUCUAUAUCGGAACGUUCUACAACAGAACGAAGAAGUUUGGCUCGGCCCAUCAAAUAUUCGGCAUCAUCAUCGCCGCGAUGAUGAUCGCUCAGUUUGUUCUUGGAUUUAUGCACCACCGGAUAUACAAGAAGACCCAAGCACCGACGAAGUUGUCUCCAAUCCAUGUGUGGCUUGGACGUCUUGUUAUUCCCGCGGGUAUCGCGAAUGGUUUCCUUGGCUUCCCACUCGCCCAAAACUCCAAAUACAAUUGGGCCUUAGUUGCACUCACACUCUUUAUCGUAAUCAUUCUCGCGCCCGUGGCGUUCUGGAGAUACCGCCGAAACAUACAGAAAGCUAAGACUGUUGAAGCCGUGGGGGGUUAUGACCCCCAGCCUUGGAGGACUGCUGCCCCAUAUCCGCAGAACGAUAUUAACUUGGGACAAAUGAACUAUCCGCCUCCACCUCCACCAGGAUAUAAUGGAUAUAAUAGGUAA